This is a messenger RNA of Vidua chalybeata, 2494 nucleotides long. RefSeq names its product SEC23 homolog A, COPII coat complex component (gene SEC23A). Bases 104 to 2401 code for a protein of 765 amino acids. The record is from RefSeq and is a predicted model, not a curated record. Lineage: Eukaryota; Metazoa; Chordata; Aves; Passeriformes; Viduidae. Gene Ontology annotation, cellular component: endoplasmic reticulum exit site; COPII vesicle coat. The transcript is spliced from 20 exons. Gene Ontology annotation, biological process: COPII-coated vesicle budding; COPII-coated vesicle cargo loading; intracellular protein transport. Gene Ontology annotation, molecular function: GTPase activator activity; zinc ion binding.
GUCGGCAGCGCCGGGGCGGCUGCGAGCGGGCGGGCGGGGAGAGCGAGCGCAGCGGGAGCGGCGGCGGCGGCGGCCGGGACGCGGUGUUAGAGAGAAGUUGACCAUGACAACCUUCCUGGAAUUCAUCCAGCAGAAUGAGGACAGAGAUGGAGUUAGAUUCAGCUGGAAUGUUUGGCCUUCAAGUCGUCUUGAAGCUACAAGAAUGGUAGUCCCGGUGGCUGCCCUCUUCACGCCACUGAAAGAACGGCCGGACUUGCCUCCCAUUCAGUAUGAGCCAGUGUUGUGCAGUAGGACCACGUGCCGAGCUGUUCUGAAUCCCUUAUGCCAAGUGGAUUAUCGAGCAAAACUCUGGGCUUGCAACUUUUGUUACCAGAGAAACCAGUUUCCUCCUACUUAUGCUGGCAUAUCUGAAAUGAAUCAGCCAGCUGAACUUUUGCCUCAGUUCUCCAGCAUUGAAUAUGUAGUACAGCGUGGUCCUCAGAUGCCAUUGAUAUUUCUUUAUGUUGUGGAUACAUGCAUGGAAGAUGAAGACUUGCAAGCUCUGAAGGAAUCCAUGCAAAUGUCCCUUAGUCUCCUGCCACCAACUGCAUUAGUAGGUCUCAUUACCUUUGGCCGAAUGGUGCAAGUUCAUGAGCUUGGCUGUGAAGGGAUUUCCAAAAGUUAUGUCUUCAGAGGAACAAAGGACCUCUCUGCAAAACAGCUUCAGGAAAUGCUGGGGCUUACAAAAGUAGCUGUUGCACAAGUCGGUCGGGGUCCUCAAGUGCAGCAGCCACCACCUUCUAACAGAUUUUUGCAACCAGUGCAGAAGAUUGAUAUGAAUCUUACUGAUCUUUUGGGUGAACUGCAACGGGAUCCUUGGCCUGUUCCACAAGGAAAACGGCCCUUACGUUCUUCUGGAGUGGCCCUAUCUAUAGCUGUUGGGCUCCUUGAGUGCACUUUCCCCAAUACUGGUGCACGCAUAAUGAUGUUCAUUGGAGGACCAGCAACACAGGGACCUGGCAUGGUUGUAGGGGAUGAAUUGAAGUUACCUAUAAGAUCAUGGCAUGACAUCGAAAAAGACAAUGCAAAAUACGUUAAAAAGGGUACUAAGCAUUUUGAAGCCCUGGCUAAUCGAGCUGCUACAAAUGGUCAUGUUAUUGACAUCUAUGCAUGUGCAUUGGAUCAGACUGGUCUACUGGAGAUGAAGUGUUGUCCCAACUACACUGGAGGCUACAUGGUAAUGGGAGACUCUUUCAAUACAUCAUUAUUCAAACAAACUUUUCAGAGAGUAUUCACUAAAGAUAUGCAAGGACAAUUUAAGAUGGGAUUUGGUGGCACAUUAGAAAUAAAGACUUCAAGAGAAGUAAAGAUUUCUGGAGCGAUUGGACCCUGUGUCUCUCUCAACUCUAAGGGACCUUGUGUCUCAGAAAAUGAGAUUGGAACAGGAGGCACUUGUCAGUGGAAGAUUUGUGGUCUUAAUCCUACUACAACACUUGCACUGUACUUUGAGGUGGUAAACCAGCACAAUGCUCCCAUUCCUCAAGGAGGACGUGGUGCAAUCCAGUUUGUGACUCAGUACCAGCAUUCCAGUGGUCAGAGACGUAUCAGAGUGACCACAGUUGCCCGAAACUGGGCAGAUGCACAGACUCAGAUUCAAAACAUUGCUGCAUCUUUUGACCAGGAAGCUGCUGCAAUUCUCAUGGCUAGAUUGGCAGUGUACAGGGCAGAGACAGAAGAGGGCCCUGAUGUGCUGAGGUGGCUGGACAGACAGCUUAUACGACUGUGUCAGAAAUUUGGAGAAUAUCACAAGGAUGAUCCAAGCUCUUUCAGAUUUUCAGAAACAUUUUCACUUUACCCACAGUUCAUGUUUCACUUGAGAAGAUCUCCUUUCUUACAAGUUUUUAACAACAGUCCGGAUGAGAGCUCCUACUAUCGUCAUCAUUUUAUGCGUCAAGAUCUAACCCAGUCGCUUAUCAUGGUUCAGCCAAUUCUUUAUGCCUACUCUUUCAAUGGACCUCCAGAGCCUGUUCUUCUGGAUAGCAGCAGCAUUUUACCAGAUCGCAUUCUCCUUAUGGACACCUUUUUCCAAAUCCUUAUUUAUCAUGGAGAGACCAUAGCACAGUGGCGUAAGUCAGGCUACCAAGAUAUGCCAGAAUAUGAAAAUUUCCACCACUUGCUACAAGCUCCAGUAGACGAUGCCCAAGAAAUUCUCCAUUCCAGAUUUCCAAUGCCCAGAUACAUUGAUACAGAGCAUGGAGGAAGCCAGGCUCGUUUCCUGCUUUCAAAAGUAAAUCCCUCUCAGACUCAUAACAAUAUGUAUGCAUGGGGACAGGAGUCUGGAGCACCCAUUCUUACUGAUGAUGUCAGCUUACAAGUAUUUAUGGAUCAUCUGAAGAAACUCGCUGUCUCAAGUGCUGCCUGAAAUUCUGCAGUGCAUUGGUGGCACAGAUAAACUGCAGCCAUGUUUCAGCUUUUUUCUCCUUUACCCUUUUCCAUGUCUCUCUUGACAGAAUGC